Molecule: messenger RNA, 3934 nt
Organism: Contarinia nasturtii (swede midge)
Lineage: Eukaryota; Metazoa; Arthropoda; Insecta; Diptera; Cecidomyiidae
Gene: Cnot4
Exons: 11
Coding region: 477-3635 (1052 amino acids)
Biological process (GO): protein ubiquitination
Cellular component (GO): CCR4-NOT complex
Molecular function (GO): metal ion binding; RNA binding; ubiquitin-protein transferase activity
Source: RefSeq, a predicted model, not a curated record
CACAUCUAACACACAAAGUAAAACUUGCAAUCGUAUAAAUUCGAUUUUUCGUGAGCUCAUCUACCGUCUUUAAUUCCACAUUUACUGUAUUAAAAAGUUUUUUGCAUAUUGUCCAAUUCUUUCCAUGUAAUUUAGACAAAAUUCUUCAUAAAAUAUAAUAUUUAUCAUCAGAAUCAAAUUCUGGCUAUACGCAAGUCGUCUUUAUUGAUCUUUUACUUUUAACGAAGCGAAGUUCCGAAAAUUCUUUCGAUAAUUUGGCUAUCUGCAUUCGUAUGCUGAUUAUUUGACUAUUUUCUAAAAAAAAUAUUCAGUAUAUCUGCAUAUAGACCGUAUAAAUUGAACGAAGUUGCAGCACUACCGACAAUCGAAGUAAACCACACCCGAAACCGAAGCAUCACGGUUUCUAUUGUAUUUUAUUCACUUGCAAUAAACAACUUAAUCUCGUUCCGUUGUCUUAACGUUUUUUGCGAUCAAAAAUGAGCGUUUUAAACAAUAGCAAUGAUGAUGUGGUGGAAUGUCCCCUUUGUAUGGAACCCUUGGAAGUGGACGAUCUUAACUUCUAUCCAUGUACAUGUGGGUAUCAAAUCUGUCGCUUUUGUUGGCAUAGAAUUCGAACUGAUGAAAACGAAUUAUGUCCUGCAUGUCGCAAAGCCUAUCCCGAAAAUCCGGCUGAUUUUAAGCCUCUAUCUCAAGAGCAGAUUUCGGCAUUGAAAGCAGAGAAGCGACAACGGGAUCAACAACGAAAGCAGAAAAUCUCGGAAAAUCGUAAGCAUUUGGCGAAUGUAAGAGUGGUUCAAAAGAAUUUAGUGUUUGUUGUUGGCUUACCACCGAGACUGGCAGAUGCUGAAAUUCUUAAAAAACACGAAUACUUUGGGAAAUAUGGCAAAAUUCAUAAAGUUGUAAUCAAUCCUAGUACAACUUAUGCGGGUGUACAGGGUCCAUCUGCAUCAGCAUACGUUACAUACUGUUCGAAUAAUGAUGCUUUGCGAGCAAUUCAAAGUGUCAAUAAUAUCAUGAUCGAUGGAAGACUUAUUAAAACUAGCUUGGGGACAACGAAAUAUUGUAGUCACUUCAUGAAAAAUCAACAAUGUCCAAAACCGGACUGCAUGUAUCUACAUGAAUUGGGUGAUCUUGAAGCUAGUUUCACUAAGGAAGAAAUGCAUCAAGGCAAACAUCAGGAAUAUGAAAAACGAUUGCAUGAUGCACUCAUAGCUCAAACAGCAACAACAAAUAAUACAACAAAUGUCACCAACAACAAUAUUUCUCCAAGUGGAAAAUUAAGUGAAAGCAAUAAACAAACAACGGAAAAUUUGCCUCAAAAUGGGCCGGAAAAAACAAAAGAAGCAUGGCCAAGUCUAUCAAUUUCACCAACAAAUAAAGAUGCCGGAAAAUCUAGCAAAAGCAGCAAUAAUAAAGAGAAUGGCGGAAAGAAAAAUAAAGCUGAAAAAACAAAGAAUAAAAAAUCAUCAACUAAUUCAAUUAGCAGUAGUAGUUCGAAUAGCACAAAUACGAACAGUACAAGCAGCAUAACAAGCAUGAAUAGCAAGGAAAGUAACGGAACAUCAACAAAUGUAAAAGAUGCUGGCUUCAAUAUAACCAAAGACAGUUCGACUGGAGAAACACCAAAUCACACAAUGAGUGCUGAUGAAGAAUUGAAUUUAUUAUCUGAGAUUGAAAAUGAUGCAUCUUCAAAUGAUUUAGAUGGAAAAGCCGACACACCAUCACUCAGUUUAUCAACUAGUGGUGAUAGUGGAACCAUUAGUGAUAGUGUCAGUGGAAAGAGCUCACCGGCAAACUUUCCAGAACAUGCAACUGAGAAUAAUCAUUCAACGCAGCAAGAUGUUGACAAACAACAAAAUAAGACGAAUUUAGAGAAAAAUUCAUAUGAGAAUUUUGGAACUUCAGUUAGCAGCGCAGAAAUUAAUACUAAUUGUCACCCGUUAACAUCUAGUAUCAGCAGUAAUGUAAUUGAUACAACGACGCGUUUUUCCAAAUUGGGAUUAUUCGAUGACAAUAAUAGUUUCUUUUCGUCUAAUACGUUUCAACCAUCGCCUUUCUUUAAACUGGAAUCAUCGCAAACUACACAGCUUCGUAAUAUGGAAACUAGUAAUCAAACUAAUUCACCACAAUUGCCAGACCUACUCAGUGGCACUGAAUCAGAUAAAGAGCGUCAAGAUCUUCAUGAAAAAUUAAAUCUUCUAAAAGGUCUAAGUGAUUAUCCAAAUAAUUUACAAAAUGGUUUCGGAGGUUUGGAUGAACUUCAGAAACGUCGUAAUAUGAUGAAUGGAUUUAACCUAAACUCAGGUGGUCUUAAUAUAAACUCAGAUAGUACACUGGAUUUCUUUAGCGGCGGAGGAAAUGAACAGAAUCGUUUCAAUCAAAUAUCACAACAAUCACAGAAUUUGCAUAAUCAGCGAACACAACUACAAAAUAGUUUACAUCAAACAGAUCCCAUGAACCAUCAAGUAUACGCAAAUAGUCUAUCUAAGUUCUUUGAUUUCCAUAAAAAUCAACAACAACAACAACAGCAGCAGCAGCAGCAACAACAACAGCCUUUUGCACCACCACAACAACAAUUAUUCAUGUCUGAUCAAAUUAAUAUGUCCAAUUUGAUGGAUCAAUCACGUCUAAUCGAUGCUAGGCGACUCAACUCGCAAUAUUUGGAUCAACAAAAUUCGUCUAACAACUUGCAGCGUUUGGUAAAUACUCAAUUAGGACUAAAUACAUCUCAAGUUCAACAGCAGAGCUUGAAUAAUUUGAAUUUAUUUCAUACGAGUAACAAUCCGCAAAAUAGUCGCUUGCAAAGCUUUUUCCAACAGCAGCAGCAACAACAACAUCAACAACAACAACCACCAUCACAGAGUAAUUCAAUCGACGACGAAUUAGAUUUUGAUCCAUUCUUCGAGACACAAAAAGGUUUGGCGGAGCUAAUAGAAAAUGAACAGCAGCAAACGCAAUCAAAUCAACAAACAAAAAUGAUAGAUAAUUCGGCUCAGCGUUGUCGAUUACCUCCUCCUGGAUUCUCUCAUAUGAACGCAUUUGGAUUGGGCGUACCUCGUACAAGCAAAAUCUUACCCUUCAUGAGUAACAGUGGUAACAGUGGAAAUACAUCACAGACACAACAACAAUCACACAAUUGGCCACAUCAUACUGGUCAGCAGAACUUAAACUAUGGCGUACACGAUCAGAUGAGUAAUUUGUUGCCCAAAUCAAAUCAUCAGGCCAAUAAGGGCUUUGGCAACACAACAGAUUGGAGUUUAAUGGAUCCAGCUAUCGUAUCAUUCCGCCCGUAUCAGUCAUUCAUGUCUGGACCGCUGCAGCAAUCUCAAAAUGAAAUGUUUAUUUCACCACCCCACCUGGGGCAACAGAUUCAAAAGUCGAGCGACUUUUCCAAUCGAAACAAUUUAAUGCAAUCGAACUAUGGUAUUAUGGGCCAACAACAACCAACCAAUUCACAGCAAAUAAAUUUCAACCAUUCAAGCUGGCUUAGUGCAGAUCAAAGUCAAAACAAUUUAUUUAUGAAUCAUAAUAUAUCUAAUGGCUUUUCAAAUAAUUAUGAUAAAUUUACAAUCCCAUUACCACCUGGGUUCACACCACAGACCUUACCGAAACAAAAAACAGAAUGUAUCAAUUAAAAUGCAAAUGAAUUCACAUCUAUUAACUUAAAAAAAAUGAAUGAUACAAUAUAUAAAAUACAUUGCACACUGUUGUGUGACUAUUUCGAAAUACAUUUAACUGAGUUCAUACAAUCAGAGAUGGAAACGUCACACUGCAAUAUUUUCAGCUAAAUUAUUUUAACAAAAAAUCAACUGAAUACAAGAAAUUUACAACACUUAAAUCAGCUGCGAAAAUUUAUAUGAAUAUAUAUAAAUACAUAUAUAUGAAUACAUGCGAUAUCUAAUAAUAAAAAUAUGCAGACCUUUUUGUUUAUUGA